Molecule: messenger RNA, 1221 nt
Organism: Triticum aestivum (bread wheat)
Lineage: Eukaryota; Viridiplantae; Streptophyta; Magnoliopsida; Poales; Poaceae
Product: PRA1 family protein E
Exons: 1
Coding region: 197-985 (262 amino acids)
Biological process (GO): vesicle-mediated transport
Cellular component (GO): Golgi apparatus; endoplasmic reticulum
Source: RefSeq, a predicted model, not a curated record
CGGUACUUCGCCAGGAAGCAAAACCCACAUCGACGGCACCUUCGUCCCCCCUCCGCAAAUAGGCGGACGGGGACGACUCCUCUCCAGCGAAGCAAACCCCACCUCGAUUCCUAUUCUUCCUCCCCCCACCACUUUCCCCCAACCUCCCCCCAGCCAGAUUCCACCGCCAGCCCCGACCUCCCCCCCACCCCUCGCCAUGCGCAACUCCGGCGCCACCGCCGCCUCGGCCCCUCCGGCCGCCGCCAUGUACGGCUCCUACCCCGUGCCGCCCGCCUCCUCCGCCGGCUACGCCAAGAUCCCCACCUACCCGCCGCCGCCCUCCUCCUCCUACCCCAACCCCAGCCCCGUCCCGCCCGCUGCGCCCUCCGCCUCCGCCCCGGCCCCGAUCCAGGACCCCACGGCGCCGCCCUCCUCGCUCGCCAAGGCGGCCGAGCUCGUCACGCGGUUCCGGGAGCAGGGCCAGGCGCUCAUCGCCGCGCGCCGCCCCUGGGGGGAGGUCUUCCGCUCCCCCGCCUUCUCCAAGCCGCCCAACGUCGGCGAGGCCGUCUCCCGGAUGCGCCGCAACACGGCCUACUUCCGCGCCAACUACGCGCUCGCCGUCCUCGCCGUCGUCGCCGCCUCGCUACUCUGGCACCCGGGCACCCUCUUCGCGCUCCUCGCGCUCUGCGCCGCCUGGUUCUUCCUCUACUUCGCGCGCCCCGCCGAGGGCGCCCAGCCGCUCCGGGUCUUCGGCACCGAGUUCGACGACGGCACCGUCCUCGCCCUGCUCUCCGGGGUCACCGUCAUCGCCAUGCUCUUCACCGACGUUGGCUGGAACGUCGUCGGUUCGGUCAUGAUCGGGCUCGCCCUCGCGGGCGCGCACGCCGCGCUCAGGUCCACCGACGACCUCUUCCUCACCGAGCAGGAGGCGGCCGGCAACGGCCUCGUGGCCGCAGGCUUCAGCGCUGCUGGACCCAUCUUGCCCACCUAUGUCCGCAUUGGUUGAUUGUGCAGUCUGGCUUGGUGUGAUGGUACUCCAAUCUUCUUUGUUGAACAUUCUGGGUUUGUGUUCUUGUUUGCAAUUGUGCACUGGCAAUUCUGUUUCAUAUAUACGGCACAGUAUCUAUUGCUUCGUGUGUUGGCGUGUAAAAAAAACUAGAUUGGCUUGUGAUCUUAGACUCAAUAGUAAAUUAGUAAUGUGUGCAAUCAUACUAUGAACAUGUUAUACACUUUUCUUCUCAA